Molecule: messenger RNA, 3446 nt
Organism: Chanos chanos (milkfish)
Lineage: Eukaryota; Metazoa; Chordata; Actinopteri; Gonorynchiformes; Chanidae
Gene: gclc
Product: glutamate-cysteine ligase, catalytic subunit
Exons: 16
Coding region: 446-2338 (630 amino acids)
Biological process (GO): glutathione biosynthetic process
Cellular component (GO): glutamate-cysteine ligase complex
Molecular function (GO): glutamate-cysteine ligase activity
Source: RefSeq, a predicted model, not a curated record
GUUGCGCACGGUCACACAGACUAUUUAGGACGUGCUCCGCGAUAUCUAUCCGUAUUUGCUUUUGCCUACAUGCCCACUGUCAGACUUGCUUCAAAAUAUCGCUGAUACAACUUUUAUGCGACAACUCUUUGGAGCGAAUUUACAUAGUAUUUAGUUCCGUUUGACAGCGGUGUAUGUGGCUGGAAAGCAAGCUUGUGUUUCUAGCUGGAGCGUGGACCAUCAGUCGUAACACAACGGGUUUUGAAACAGAAACUGUGUUAAGGCCUUGCUAGUAGCCAGCUAACCGUCUUGCAAGUAUAAAUUGCAUAUACUGCUGUAUCGUUAGGUCAACGUCUUUUUCAACAAUCAGACUUAUUCCUUGUCUAGACCGUUACGGAAGUUAGCGAGUAAUAAAUAAAUAAGGUAGCACGCGCCGGUCCUGUGUCAGUGUUUGUAGGUUUGUGCUAUGGGCUUACUGUCACAAGGGUCACCGCUGAACUGGGAAGAGACUAGGAAAUAUGCUGACCAUGUUAGGAAACAUGGUAUCAUUCAGUUUCUCAACAUUUACAACAAGGUGAAAGAUCGACAGAAGGAUGUGUUAAAAUGGGGCGAUGAGGUGGAGUACAUGUUGGUUGAACUGGACCAUAAAAAUGAAAAAGCCCGCCUUGCCCUGAAUGGAGGAGACGUUUUGGACACUCUUCAAGACAAGGGUGAAAAGAUCAACCCAAAUCACCCCACCCUGUGGAGACCAGAGUAUGGCAGCUACAUGAUUGAAGGAACUCCAGGUCAACCCUAUGGGGGUACCAUGUCUGAAUUUAACACAGUGGAGAACAACAUGGGGAAGAGAAGGAGAGAGGCGUCAUCUGUUCUCAAGGAGAAUGAGACUCUGUGCUCCAUAACAGCAUUUCCUAGGUUAGGCUGUAAAGGUUUUACACAGCCUGAGUAUAAACCAACGCCAGUGGAAAAAGGAGUGUCCAAGUCACUCUUUUUCCCUGAUGAAGCCAUCAACAGGCACCCUAGAUUCAGUACCCUUACCCGGAACAUUCGUCACAGAAGAGGAGAGAAGGUUGUCAUCAAUGUUCCAAUUUUUAAAGACAGGAACACGCCCUCUCCGUUCGUGGAGACGUUUCCAGAGGACGAUGGCGAGGCAGCCAGAGCUGCUCUGCCUGAUCACAUCUAUAUGGAUGCCAUGGGCUUUGGAAUGGGAAACUGCUGUCUUCAGGUCACGUUUCAAGCUUGCAGCAUUAGCGAGGCGAGGUACCUCUAUGAUCAGCUGGCCACUUUCUGCCCCAUUUUGAUGGCCCUGAGUGCUGCCUCACCCUUUUAUCGUGGCUAUGUGUCAGACAUUGAUUGUCGCUGGGGAGUUAUUUCUGCCUCGGUGGAUGACAGAACACGAGAGGAAAGGGGGCUGGAGCCUCUUAAAAACAACAAAUUCCAGAUCAACAAGUCCAGAUACGAUUCCAUUGACAGCUAUCUCUCCAGCUGCGGAGAAAAGUACAAUGACAUUGAACUGACAAAAGAUGAUGAGAUCUACAAACAGCUCCUAGAUGCAGGUAUCGACCAUUUGCUUGCCCAGCACAUCGCACAUCUCUUUAUUAGGGAUCCGUUAUCGCUUUUCGAGGAGAAAAUUAACCUGGAUGAUGAGAAUGAAUCAGAUCACUUUGAGAAUCUUCAGUCAACUAACUGGCAGACGAUGAGGUUCAAACCUCCCCCGCCGAACUCUGACAUAGGAUGGAGAGUUGAAUUCCGUCCUAUGGAGGUCCAGUUGACAGACUUUGAGAAUUCUGCAUAUGUUGUUUUCAUCGUUCUGCUCACCCGUGUGAUCCUGUCCUACAAGUUAGACUUCCUCAUCCCUUUGUCAAAGGUUGAUGAAAACAUGAAAGUUGCCCAAAAGAGAAACGCUGUUCAAGAUGGUAUGUUUUACUUCAGGAAGGAUAUCUUCAAAGGUUGUAACCCUGUCUUGGACACCAGCUCAGCGGCUCAGAAUGGUGUUGAGAAUGACAGUGACCAUGAGGAGUACACUCUGAUGAGUAUUGACACCAUUAUCAAUGGCAAGGAGGGAGUGUUCCAAGGGCUCAUACCUAUUCUGAACUGCUACCUGGAAAACAUGGAAGUGGAUGUUGAUACAAGAUGCACCAUCCUUAAUUACCUGAAACUCAUUAAGAAACGAGCCUCAGGAGAACUGAUGACCAUGGCAAAGUGGAUGAGGGAGUUUGUUUCAAAGCACCCUCAAUAUAAGCAAGACAGUGUGAUCACAGACAAAAUUAACUAUGACCUCAUACAGAAGUGUGACCACAUUGCAAAGGGGGAAGAACGUUGUCCCGAGCUCUUCGGAGACCCCGUCAGCAGGGGUAAAUAAGAACCUCAUAACCACUUAGAAUAAAGAGAUGAAUGUCUGUCUUUACCAAGGGCCUUUUGCAUGAAAACAAAAAAAAAAAACCAUGACCAAAUACAUGGAUAGACAAAUAAACAGUGGUCCAAACAAUUUGAGUUUUUAGAAAGCAAAUUGCAUGUGUGGAUUGCAGUGGUCAGCCAGACAUGCAUUGUGUAUAUAAAUAAAAGAGAUUUUUAUUAUUCAAAUUAUUUUAAUAAAUUUAAAGAACAAUAAUGUAAUUGCAAUCAGAUGUGUACAUAUUUUUUUUCCUCUGUUCAUGGCAAACAAAUAUAGCUUUUGGUUUGUGAAAUUAUGUAAAUGUAGCAAACACUCAAUUGUACAUUAGAAGUAUUUUCACCGUUAAAAUGUAAUGUAAAUACUGUACUUCUAUUAGACAGACUAACAAGUGUACUUUCAUCACUGAAUGGCUUUUGUCAGGUUUUCUUGUUCUUUUUUUUCUAAAUGGCUAAAUUUGCUAACAAUCUGCAUUGUACUGAGACUGAAUCUUCUACAGACUACUCUCUGUUCUCAUAGUUAGUUGACUAAGUAGUAGCAUGGUUUAACUAGUUUGGGUGGAGGUGAAUACUUGGAACAGAGCACAGAAUUCCACUUUGAACCAAUCUGUGUAUAGCACCGACCUAAUCAUGUUUGGAAAUGUAAGGUGUGUUGUAUGGUUCAUUAAUACGUGUACUGACAUAGACUGUAACCUUGUCUGCUUCCAUUUUCUGCCUUUGUCCUAUGUAUCUUGAACUGAAGAGGAGACCCUUAGUUAUCAGAAAGUUUAAAAGGAAAUUGCUCAUAUUUAAGUUUUUUUUUUGUUGUUGUUGUUUUUUUUUUAACUUAAUUUGUGAUCAGUUGGCUUUGUUAUACUCAUUUAAUUUAGUCAAGUUCAUUGAAAUGUGGGUAACUAUAUUCUGACUAACGAUAUUCAGCUUUUCCUAAACAUAACCAAACUGACUGCAAGAUUAAAAAACAAACAAACAAACAAAAAAAAACACUCUAGUGUUUUACAGAUUCCAUGUUUGAUUCAUUUGCCACACUGGUGUUACGCUAAUGUAUUUCAAACAUCUGCAUUAUGGUUUCUAAUAAAGAU